Triplophysa dalaica is the source of this 6553-nucleotide messenger RNA. It is a transcript of the gene sorcs2, whose product is annotated as sortilin-related VPS10 domain containing receptor 2. Gene Ontology annotation, molecular function: protein binding. NCBI's taxonomy places the organism in Eukaryota, Metazoa, Chordata, Actinopteri, Cypriniformes, Nemacheilidae. The transcript has 28 exons. Bases 67 to 3558 code for a protein of 1163 amino acids. The record is from RefSeq and is a predicted model, not a curated record. Gene Ontology annotation, cellular component: membrane.
CCCUCUCUCUCUUACAUUAGAGUAUUCCAUCUUUCGCUCGCAUCGCACUCGCAUUGACAGUGUUAAAUGAAGGCGCUCAUCAUGGCGCACGUCGUGGCAGUUUUUGCGCACCUGUACCCAGCUGUGUUUAUCGCUUUCGCGUGGAUGUCACUGAGCGGACCGAUUUCAUGUCACAGCGGCGUUAUAAACCGGAGAACCGUACGGGACCUAGAGCUUGACAGCCACGGUGGGCAUGUCAUCGGCAGAGAUGAACCGCUUAUCUCAGCGCCCAGCCGCGGAGAUUACAGCGGGGACCCGGGCGGAGUUCCCCGAGUCCGGAGGGCAUCGACUCCGGAGAAAGUCUCUCUACUCAGCAGCUCUUUCGUCCUUAAAGGGGAUGCCACCCACAACCAGGCGAUGGUUCACUGGACGGGUGAAAAUAGCAGUGUCCUCCUCAUUCUGACUAAAUAUUACCAUGCAGACUCCAACAAAGUUCUUGAGAGUUCCCUCUGGCGAUCCAGUGAUUAUGGGACAACCUACUCCAAGCUUAACCUGAUGCCUGGGACAACUAUCAUAGUCACAAACUUCUUCAUUUGUCCCACUAAUAAGAAAAAGGUGAUCUUGGUGGGCUCCAACAUUAAUGAACGUGACCAGAUGUUCUUCAUUAGCACGGAUGAGGGCUCUUCUUUCCAACGGCAGCCCGUCUCCUUCUCAGUGGAAACUCUCCUCUUCCAUCCAUCCGAGGAAGACAAGCUCCUGGCCUACAGCAAGGAAACGCAGCUCUAUGUCUCCACUGAUCUUGGACACAAAUGGACUCUACUACAGGAGCGUGUCACUAAAGACAGAGUUUUCUGGGCUAUGACGAAGGUGGAUGUGGAUCCUGAUUUGGUUCACAUGGAGAUUCAGGACAUAAGUGGUGGAUACCUUUAUGUGACGUGUCUCAUCCAAAACUGCUCAGAUAAAAUGGUGACAGCACAGUUCUUGGGAAAGAUUGACCACAACUCCCUCUCCGUGCAAGAUGAUUAUAUAUUUGUAAAGGUAACCACAGGAAAUCGCACCAAGCAUUAUGUCUCGUACCGGAGGAAUGAAUUUGUCCAGAUGAGGUUUCCAAAAUAUGCCCUUCCAAAGGAUGUGCAAAUUGUGAGCACAGAUGAGAAUCAGGUAUUCCUGGCUCUGCAGGAAUGGUAUCAGACGGACACAUACAACCUCUACCAGUCAGAUACACAAGGGGUCCAUUACUCUAUUGUGCUGGAGAACGUCCGCAGCACCAAGCAGCCUGAAGAAAACGUCCUCAUCGACAUCUUGGAGGUUCGUGGAGUUAAGGGCGUAUUUCUGGCCAAUCAAAAAAUAGAUGGAAAAGUCAGGACUCUCAUUACUUAUAACAAGGGCAGAGAUUGGGAACGUCUGGCGCCACCCACAACUGAUAUGAAUGGAAAACCUGUGAACUGCAAGAAGCCUGACUGUCACCUUCAUCUUCACUUGCGAUGGGCUGACAACCCGUACGUGUCUGGAACAGUGCACACUAAAGACUCCGCCCCGGGCCUUAUAAUGGGUGCAGGUAACCUCGGCUCUCAACUGGUUGAAUAUAAAGAAGAGAUGUACAUCACCGCAGAUUGUGGCAAGACCUGGAGGCAGGUGUUUGAGGAGGAACAUCACAUUCUCUAUCUGGAUCAUGGUGGUGUCAUAGUGGCCAUUAAGGACACCUCAAUACCUUUAAAAAUACUCAAAUUCAGCAUAGAUGAGGGACGAACAUGGAGCGUUCACAACUUCACCAGCACUUCUGUAUUUGUGGAUGGACUUCUGAGUGAACCUGGAGAUGAGACACUGGUUAUGACGGUAUUCGGCCACAUAAGUUACCGUUCAGAUUGGGAGCUGGUGAAAGUGGAUUUCCGGCAGUCUUUUCCCAGACAGUGCACAGAAGCUGAUUAUGACUCCUGGAAACUGACUGACUUGCAGGGAGAGAAAUGCAUCAUGGGCCAGGAACGAAUGUACCGGAGGAGGAAAGAAUCAUCAUUUUGCAUUAAGGGAAAGAGCUAUACAUCAGCUCUAAUGGCUAAACCUUGCCAGUGUACAGAAAAAGACUUUGCCUGUGAUUACGGCUUUGAACGUGCUCCCAGCCUCAAGUUAGAGGGUGACCGCUGUUAUCCUGACUUCUGGCAUGAUCCUGACGCUCCACCUGAAAACUGUCAUUUUGGACACAGCUAUAAAUCCAGCACAGGUUACCGGAAGGUCAUCGCUAAUGUGUGUGAGGGCGGCAUGAAUAAAGAAGAGAGCUCAAAGCAGCAUUCCUGCCCUCUGCUGCCCCCUAGAGGCCUGCAGCUGGGUAUUAAAGGACAGAUGUUGGCUGUGGCACCUGGCGAUGACAUCACCUUUAUAGUCCAUCAAGAACAGGGUGACACCACCAGCACCAGAUAUCAGGUCGAUUUGAUGGAUGGUGUCAGGGCUAUAUAUGAAAACCUGACUGUCACAGAUGAACCCAUCCAGCACCGUUAUGAGAAACCUGGUGUUUACAGCGUCAAUGUGAAGGCUGAAAAUUCUGCGGGACAUGACAAAGCCACCUUGUAUAUCCAGGUCACGGCUCCUCUACAGGAUGUUCAUCUUGAGGUUGUACCAAUAGCUGGCAGAAAUCAUGAAGUAAACCUCACAGCUAUAGUGCUGCCCGCUGAGGCAAACCUCACAGUGUUUUACUGGUGGAUUGGAGACAACCUUCAGCCAAAACUGACAUUGGAGAACUGUCUGAUCACCAGAUUUUCCCAAAAGGGGGAAGUUCUUGUGACAGUUCAGGCAUCUAACGGUCGAUCCAUGGUGCAGGACAGCAAGACUGUACAUGUUUAUGAUCAUUUCCAGGUCAUUCCCCUGAGCUUCAGUCAUAAUUUGGACCACUUUAAUCCAAACAUCCCUGAAUGGAGACACGAUGUUGGUCAGAUCGUCACAAAAAUCCUUGCCAAGCUCAUAGGGGUUCAUCAGGAUUCUCUGGUUACCAUGGUGAAGCCUGGUCUUCCCACCACUGCAGACCUGUAUGUUCUUCCUCAGGACAGCACACCACUGAAAAGAAGUGUGUUUGUGGACAAGCGUGUCCCCACCAUAAAGCAGGUUCUGAGCGAGAAGAAUGUGAGCUUCAUCAUAAGAGGAGGACUACAAGUGCUGGUGAAUUUAGCAGAUUCAGAUGGAGCCACAGAAAUAGCUUCAUCCACACAAGGUUCUCGUAUGGGUGCUGCAGGUCCUGGUGUUUGGGCUCUGGCUGUAAUUCUUCUGAUAACUCUGAUCUCUGCCGCAGCAUUCAUACUUUUCAAGUUUAAAAGGAAAAACUACAAAAACCAUGGUUCCUUGCUGAGGCCAAAGGAGAGCAGUCUAACGCAUCCCUGGCUGCGUUUCAGAAAACUGCCAGGACGAAACUUUUACGCCCAGAUGUACAACGAGAAGGAGCAGGAAAUGACCAGCCCUGUCAACCACAGUGAGGGUGAGGAGUUCAUCGAUGAUGACAUGGACUCGCAGACACUAGGUAACGCUGGAGGCAGCCACUCAGGGGUGGUGUUGAGCAUAAAUUCAAGGGAGCUGCACAGUUACCUGACAAGCUGAUGACCAAUGGGAGUGUGCCAGUGAUGAGCACAAUAAACUUUGCCUUCCUGCUCUCUUACUACCCUUACAGGAGAGCGUGCAGAGAAACAACUGCAACAAAGCCUCUCUAGUCCUCUCAUGACCUUCUCCAGCCUCUGUUCCCUCACUCCUGACAGUGGAUUUUUGUGCCCCGGGUGCACUGAUGACCACGUACACUUGCAUACAUGUCGUGUAUGACUGUUUAUCGAUGUUGUUGUCAUCUGUACACCCUGCAGUCUGUCUGUUCUCAAUCCUGUCAUUUCUAAUCGCGGGGCCCCGGGAAGCGGCUCCUACCUGUCACUGCACUUCUUUAUGCCCAGGGACAAACACAUUGAUCAGACUUUUCUUCACUUGUCUUCUCUGUUUCAUCCAUUCUUUGUAGACCGUAUUUGUAAGUGAAUGCUGUACAGAUGUGGUGCGAUGCACAUAGUGAGAAGGAUACGAUUACAUGUUUGAUUCAAGGAAAGCAAUGUUUGUUAGAUAUAGCCAAACGGAAAACACUUAAAAUAUUCUACACAUCACUUUCUUUAAAUGCAAUAACACAACAAAACAGUUGAAUCAGUAAUAAUAUAUAUUUUGCCCUUCUGUGGAUAUGCUAUGCAGUAAAGUCGUAUAUUUUUUGUCUGUGUCCCAUCUGGCUCUAUUUUAGUAACGUAGAGAUUAUUAACAUUAAAGGGAUAGUUCAAUCCCAGUUUUAAAAACGAAAAUUCUGUCAUCAUUUAAUCACUCCCAGAUUGUUCCAAACCUGUCUACAUGCAUUGUUCUGAUAACAACUCAAAGGAAGAUAAUUGGAAGAAUUUUAGUAACUAAACAGAUCUCAUCCCCCAUUGACUUCCAUAGUAUUUAUUUUCCCAACUAUGGCAGUAAAUAUGGGGUGAGAUCUGUUGGUUACUGACAUUCUUCCAAAUAUCUUCCUUUUAUUUAUACAUGUUUGGAACAACUUAAGGGUGAGUAAAUGAUGACAGAAUUUUCAUUUUUGGGUGAACUAUCUCUUUAAUAACAUGGAGUCCAGUGAUGCAAACGAACUUGAUUUUCUAUUCACUCUUAAUAAGGAUGUGCUAGUUAUUAAGUCAUUGUUUGUGUUAUGUUAAUUAGCACAGUAUGUAUCAUUUUAACAAAUUAUAUUUUGUUCUGUGUUGUGUUGUUUUUUAUGUUAAAUAAAUGAAAGGCACAACACAAGGUCAGUUUAAAGUAACUCAAAAUGCUUUGUCUAGUUAUGGGCAACCCAUUUUGUUUGUGUCCCAAUAACACAGAAUGUAUUCUUUCUAACAAAACAGUUUUAAGAGUGUAGCAAGUGAAAGUAUUCAGUAUAAGGUCAAGGAUUCAAAAUGUGGCUCAUCUUGGGGCCCUAAAAAAUAUCCCACCCCAACAAGCUGUGCCUGUAAUAAUUUUGUUUUCCGAGCCUUAUUCACGUCAUGUUUCUCCAGUAACUGCUGUGCCAAAUAUUUGUCUUGUGUCUUUCAGAUCAUAAUCCAUCUUCCUAUGCUUUUUCAUUGCGUAAUGAAACAAUGCAUCAUAAAAAAUCCGAGCUCAUUGUUUAUUGUGUCAUGAUGCUUUGGUGAAGUCUAGCUAAAUUCAUAUUCUCCUUUAUUUAUUCGACUCAUAAACAUUCAAUCUUGACAGGGAGUCCCCACGGAAAGAUCCACAGUGUAGCUAUCUGUCUGAGGAGUUUGGUAGGUGUAGCGUGUAAAAGCCUAUAUUAGGCAUAGAUGGACACGGUGAAGUUCCCUUUGGUUUGGCUUGUACUGUAUAUAGACCAAUGUGUACAUAGAUCUUCACUUGUAUAUAGCCCAUCCUAAAUGACACUUUCAAUAGACCAAAAUGUGCACUGUUUUUCCCUAAAUGCCUCGCACUGGGUUUUCUUGAAGUUCAGCAGUUUACAUGGACGUUACAAUGAUCACUUCUGCAUUGUUUGCGUCAUGUAAUAACUCGACAGUCAUUUCUUAUAUUUGUCUUCACUCAAUGUUAUUUACUGUAGUUAUUCAUAAAUGUCAUUAUAUCAACAUUCGCACUAAACCGUGUACUUGUGUGCGUAUUGAUAUUAUUCAAUAUCAAUGACAUUUCAUAGGUUCAGCUAUUUCAGUCAAAGGCAGCCACUGAAUUAACUGACUACAUACUUCUGAGUGUCUCUGUUGUGUUUGGAAGUGAAUGGAUGAGGGUCUCUCACUUGCACUAACCACAUUGUUGUUGUACAGCUUGUACAGUGUUGUUCCGGGGGGGUUACGGGACCACUUUCUUUUCAUAGAGACUGCUGUCUGUUAGAACCGCACAGAUAUGGCUGAGAAAGACACUGUGUGUCUUGAUCGACUGUAUUUGAACCAGGGGGGAUUGGUUUGGGGGAUCAAAUGCAGUCUGUAUAUUGAUGGUUCGCAGAGUCACUGUUUCUUUAAUGAAGCUUGAGGUAAACAGACUACCGUGUAUUCUUUCAUUUAGAUUGAAAUAAGAUCUUUGCUCAAUGAGUCUCAGCCUAAACCAAAUUGAAAGAUGGCCUCCCUGCUCAGAUGGUGAAGUUAAACUUAAGGUUUAUCAGUAAUAAUACAAAUCUGUUUAUUUCUCUAUGAUGCAAACGACGUGGACUUUUUGCACCAUAAAUCAAACGUAUCUCUUAUUUGUAUUGUGUAUGCACACGUUCAUGGUUAUUUGAGGAUGUGUCAUGCAUAUUUUCAUCCACUUUUAUGUGAAAUAAAGAAAAAGCUUGGGUGUUGUUCUGCAACCGGACACUUCUUUAAUACACAUUGGGAUUCAUGAUUCUCACCUUUACAGACUCACUCGUUGUGGAAAAAGAAAACACAAAUUAUGUUUUUGUUCUGUUUGAUUUGUUCUUGUUUGAUUAUUAUGUAAAUGUUUUUGACUUCACUACAAAAGGUGAAAAGCACUUAAUCAGGGUAAUUUGAAUUCAAACACACCAUAACUGUAUAGGUUUGUUUUGUUAGUUGGAGCUGUUUCAAUAAACUUUUAACAUUGUUCAUGAAGCAGA